This is a messenger RNA of Hermetia illucens (black soldier fly), 4667 nucleotides long. It is a transcript of the gene ovo, whose product is annotated as transcriptional regulator ovo. Gene Ontology annotation, cellular component: nucleus. The record is from RefSeq and is a predicted model, not a curated record. Gene Ontology annotation, biological process: regulation of transcription by RNA polymerase II; epidermal cell differentiation. Gene Ontology annotation, molecular function: DNA-binding transcription factor activity, RNA polymerase II-specific; RNA polymerase II cis-regulatory region sequence-specific DNA binding. Lineage: Eukaryota; Metazoa; Arthropoda; Insecta; Diptera; Stratiomyidae. The coding region runs from base 680 to 3592 and encodes 970 amino acids. The transcript has 4 exons.
GCUGCCGCGACGAGGUGGAGGCACUUAACUGACUGCUAGUAUACACAACAAGAGUACAGUAAGAGACGAUCCACCACUGAGGAUACACGCGUUUCGCUGGUUUUCGCACAUCAUAUGUUCAUCACUUUUUGUUCUAAUUGUUCUUAAGAACCAUCCAAUUGAACAGUUCAAUUCUUUUUUUUCCCUGGGAAAUCGAAAUUUGUACAGUUUCUCGGACUAACCGAGUUUUCCCAUUCGGUCGCGCAGUUUUGAUUUCGACGACCCAUACGCACCGGUUGCAUUUGGGAUUGCAUAGUUCUAAUAUGUUUUCAGUGCUAUUUUCAUAUUUUUAUAAAUUUAAAAGAAAGAUAAUAUGACACCAGUGCACCCUCUCAAGAGGAAAUCGAAUAUUGACAAAGUGAUUUACCAGUUUUGUGACUAAAAUUUUGAAUAUGAAGAAAAGAAACGAAAAGUGCUAAUUCCACCAGAAUAUAUUAAUGCACACAUUGUAACAUUACUGUGAAUGAAAUUACUGAGUGAGAAAUGAAUAGAAUCGAAUAAGAAUACAAGCAAGUGAUAAAUACCCAAGAAAAUUACAAACAAGUGCUCAGAAAUACGUUUCAAGUGCACACUUCCUGUACCCUAGAUGUACGCUUAAAUCAAGGAUUACUUAUAUCAUCAUCGGAAAAAUUACGUAACAAUGCCGAAAAUAUUUUUGAUCAAAAAUCGGUUGCAUCAGCAACAAUUACGCUUAUUGGAAGCACAGAACCUUCUUAACAAGGAUGAGGAUAGACUUGUACCCUUAAGUCCGCCACCAAAUGAACCCUUGUCGCUGGUCUCGCGUAGACGCAAUGAUCGCGAUGAUGGGCAAGUACGUGAUAUAUUUUCUGAGAAUCAACGACUCUGUCCACCAUCACCGCCCCCACUCGGAAGUAGCAAUUCACCCUCAUCAAGAUCACAACCUUCGACUGAUGAUAGUAAGCCCACAAGUAGUAACAGUCGAACAUCACAGAGUCUAGAGCGUGAUCGAAUAGAUCGUGGCCCUCAUCCACGUCGCUUUAUUUCAUCAAUUUUAGGCGGACAGAUUCCAUAUGGGAGUCGUGGUCACGUACUAACACAAGCUGAACGCAAAGAAUAUCCCCCGCCAGUAAUUGAUAGACCUCCAUCAAUCGAUCGUCCAAAGAAAAAAGACGAAAAAGACGAGGACAAAGAGAAGGAUGAAAAAUUGAUUGUUGAUGAAAAGCCAGUACUGCCAGAAGAUAAACCUCUUAGUUUAACAAAGACUGUAACUCCACCCCCGGCGGCUGAUAAACGCCCAAGUCCUCCACCUCCACCCGAGCCAGCUGUACGUUGUUCAGUGAUACAGCGCACACCAAAACAAGAUUCAAAGAAAACAGGUUCUAGUGUGAAAGACAAGGAUCUUUCAGAUAUCAGAUUACCUGUUAGUGGUCUACUGACAGUUCCUGCCUCACAGCUUGGACCUGAACAAGAACAACCUAUUGACUAUCACAUUCCUCGAAAGCCUGACAGUGAACUAGAUCCCGAACAAAUCGCAGAGAAGGAGAAGAAGCUACGCGAAGCUCGAAGACGAAGUGCAAUAUUAGCAGCGAGAAGUGCUAUCUCGAUGCGAACCAUCCCACGAGCCAAUAUUGGGAAAUUGAACGGUAUCCUGUCGGCAGCCGCCGGACAUGGCCGCUCAUCCAAUAAUAACGGAACAGGAUCACAGUCAGGAGGAAAUGGAGGCGGCCAGGGUACUGGGGGCAGUAUUAACUUUAAUUCAGCCCAAGGUACUGGUGGAGGCGCUGCAGGUACUGGUCUUGCUGGUGGCGGCGGUGGUCCUGGUAAUGGUGGAGGAGGUGGAAUGGGUGGACGAGAUGGCAGAUCUAAUUAUGGCCCAAAUAGUCCUCCAACAGGAUCUCUACCACCAUUUUAUGAGAGCCUUAAAGGUGGGAACGGGAUGAAUUCUUUCAACGCGAAUGGCAACUUUAUGGGCCAAAACGGCGGUGGCUACCUUAUGGGCUCACAUCUGAAUGGGUUAGAGUGUGGAGAUUCGGCUCAGGAGAUAACUAAUAUUGGAAACUAUGGAGAGAGUGCGGGUAAUGGCAAUAAUAAUAGUAAUCAGCAUAAGCAUUUCUCAAUGUUUAAUAAUGCAGCUUACGGCAUCAUACUGAAAGAUGAACAGGAUCUAGACUAUGAAAGCAAACUGGACAUGUCUGGACUUGCGCAAAACUUACUUCCCAACGGCUGUGCUGGCUACGACGUCAACGAUUCAAUGAUGGUCGACAUCGCAUCCGGAGGUGUGGUGGAUCCCUUGCAAUUCACUGCAACCCUUACGUUCUCUUCGCCCGCCGAAAAUGCCUUGUUGGACAGUCUCAGUGAUGCUGUAGAUUUAAGUUCAUUCCUUCAACGACUGCCCAGUGAUGAUCAUCCUAGUCCUGGAAAUGAUUUAGAACUGUCGUCUACACCCUCUUUAACACCCGAUUCAGUCUCGAUCACCCCAAUCGAUUCGAACUGUCUUGAUUCAUUCACUGACAAUCUAAUCAUGAAUCGUACGAACUGCUACGACAGUCGAUACCUGCCUAACAAUAAGAUGUACCACGAAUCUCCGCCCAGUUAUCAGCAAUCACGUGAAAUGCAUAUGAUGCAGACACAACAACAUCACCACAAUCAACAUCAUCAUCAUCACCACAAUGCUCAUCAUCAGCAUCAUCAACCACAUCACGAACAUCCUGCUCUUGGCAACCAAGGAAUGGCAGGUUUUCAUAGUGAUGUUGAUUCGCAUAAUAGUAACCUGUCGCUUCCAUCGCCGAGUGGCUCAUCGCAUAAUGGAAACGGUGGAAAUCUAUCCGCUUCAUCGGGAACGCUGGACGCCCCUAUGGAUACGAAACCGAUUAUCCAAAGUGUAAGUUCAUCGACGAUACGAACACGGACUCAUAGUAGUACGGCAUCGAUGUCGCCGCUCAUACAAGAAACCAAACUGCAUGUAUUGCAACAACGGCUGGGACUACCUGCAGAAGUGCAAUUAGAGUUUGUCAAUGGAGGACACGGCAUUAAAAAUCCUUUGGCAAUUGAAAAUACUCAUGGACACCGGAUUCGAGAUGAGGAUAAGAAAAACAUCACCAUUUCGGAAGACGAUCCAAACAAGUUCAUAUGUCGCAUAUGUUCUAAGACUUUCACUCUGCAACGGCUCCUGAAUCGUCAUAUGAAAUGCCAUUCGGAUAUUAAGCGAUACCUGUGUACAUUUUGCGGAAAAGGAUUCAAUGAUACGUUCGAUUUGAAACGACACACACGAACACAUACGGGUGUUCGACCAUAUAAGUGCAAUUUAUGUGAGAAAUCGUUCACGCAACGAUGCUCUCUCGAAUCCCAUUGUCUUAAGGUGCAUGGCGUGCAGCAUCAAUAUGCAUACAAGGAGAGGAGGACAAAGAUGUAUGUGUGCGAGGAAUGCGGUCAUACAACAAGUGAACCCGAAGUGCACUAUCUCCACCUCAAAGACAAUCAUCCUUACUCACCAGCUCUACUUAAGUUUUAUGAUAAGCGACACUUUAAAUUUACAAACUCACAAUUCGCUAACAAUUUACUGGGCCAGCUUCCGAUGCCGGUCCAUAAUUGAUAGCCAAAUGUAACUCCUCCAAACUCCAAAUAUUUUGUUUGUUAAUUCCUAUACAUCAUGCAAUACAUUUUAUUCUUCCUCGUGAGUAACUGAUACAGGUACCCUUAAACUUGGAGUAUGAAACUAUCAAUUAUGAUUUCUCUAAUUUCUAAGGAGUUGAUCUCCUGAUCUGUGGAUUCUUACGUUACUUUCUCUUUUGAUCGUAUUGAUCUCUGGUCAAAACAUUUCAACAAAUGGCCGCAAGUUGUUUUUGGGUGAAUAUGAAUUGAAUUUCAUAACCAGCUAUUUGCUCGGAAACAACGUCUGGCCCACCUUACGGAAAACGUCCCUACCUUUCCUAUAUGAAGGAACAAACAAAAUGAAACUAAAGCAAAGUAUCGGGUUUUUUGUGCAAUCUCGGUGUUGGAUUUCUAAUUUAACUUUAGCGAUAAACAUUAGUCUUAGUUAUAUUAUUUUAUAUAUUACAAUAUUAUAAAACAGUGAAGUAAAUUUAUUUUAUACUUAUUGAAUUCGAUUUAAGCUAAAAAUAAAAUGAAUCGAAAAUGAAAUGUUUAGAAGUGAAUAAUUUGGAGCAAACAUCACUUUAAGUUGCUAAACGUAAAAUAAACAUUCGCGGAGGGUAGCUACCCAGCAAAAGACAAAUUUUCAUAAAAGCCACUUUACAAAAAUAUAAAAAGAAAAAAAUGGGCAGAAAAAACAUCACCUGUGAGAAGACAAUAACGUCAAUACAGUAAAAUUAUGGAUAAUAUUAAAAUAAUAAUUUAUGUCAGACUUUAGUAGGAAGUAGGCGAAGUUAAAACGAGAGAAAAAGAAUUAAACAUGAAUUGUAAUUCGGAAAUUCUUGAUAUUAUGUUUCUUGGAAUAAAGAUAGUUUCGAAAUUGUAUUCAAUACACAUUAUCCACGCACAUCUUGAAUAUAUUUGAAUUGGAAAUUUCUCGUUGAGAUCAUGAAAGAAUUCAUUUCUUGUUUAAUUUCUCAGAAAUAUUAACUUAUGAUACUGAAAUGAACUUAAAAUCUCAUUUUAUUUUUGUAAUUAUACUCUUUUGUAGAAAAAUGAAAAAAAUGCAUAUUUAA